This is a messenger RNA of Aspergillus pseudonomiae, 2169 nucleotides long. Its product is annotated as fungal specific transcription factor domain-containing protein. Bases 1 to 2169 code for a protein of 722 amino acids. Gene Ontology annotation, molecular function: DNA binding; zinc ion binding. Gene Ontology annotation, cellular component: nucleus. NCBI's taxonomy places the organism in Eukaryota, Fungi, Ascomycota, Eurotiomycetes, Eurotiales, Aspergillaceae. Gene Ontology annotation, biological process: DNA-templated transcription. The record is from RefSeq and is a predicted model, not a curated record. The transcript has 2 exons.
AUGGAGAUGGGCACCGACAUGAUGCCGACGCAACCUGAUACAAAUGCGGUCAGACAGUCAUCUCCAUCACAGCGUCCUGCAAGCUUUCAGAUCAUGAAUGACAGCACAUCCUCGCCACUCUUGGUUAACCUGGGCAAUCCCGAGCUACUAAAUGAGCUGUCUACCUCGAGUCAGAGCCCAAAGCAAUGCUCGUUGAUGGACCAUCGAAGACUCUCCUGGUUGGUCCACCCCAGCCACGAACCGACUAGCCCGGCCUUUGAAGAUGGAGUCGACCUUGCAGAGGAGCCCUUGCUGGAUGAGAGCUCUCCCGUCAUCCAUGCGGACCUCAUGAGCCAAAUAUGUAAUGCCUUACACACGGAUAACCGUGAUGUCCAUCAUCUGAUCACGCUGUAUUUUAAAAAUAUGGUGGCUUUUACUCUGUUCUCUCCUCAUCUUCUGAGUAAGAAGCUUCAAUCUGCACCAGCUCCACAAACUAUUAUUUUGUUGGCAGCAAUGUUCUCUUACUCUGCUCGCUUUCGGCCGGAAUAUCCCUUCAAUCCUAGGGAGAGGUCAGACUCGCGGGAAGAAGUAACACCACCAACCGCGCAUGAGUUUUACCUACUGUCCAAGAAAUAUAUUGACCAAGAGCUCAUGGACCUCAAGGCACCACCCCCGCUACUGCUGCUCCAGGCUAUGGUGCUGAUAUCGUUCCACGAGUUGAUCGAGAGUGCGGAAGGGAAGGGAUGGAGGUCUCUGGGUCCUUUAGUACGCAUCGCGUAUGAGCUUCGACUGCACCUCUUAGAUAAUAACGCUGAUGACGGCUCCAUCUCGAGCAAUCGACAACUUUGGUUUGUGAAAGAAGAGCGUCGCCGAGUCUGGUGGGCGAUCUGGGAACUUGAUGCUUUUACUAGUACUGUUCGCCGCCUCCCAGCUGCAAUUGACUGGAAUCAGAACUGGACUAUGCUGCCUGUGAGUGAUGAAGAUUGGUUCCGAGGAAUACCACGAAAAAGUUGUUUUCUAAUUCCUGAUCCAAUGGAGAGAGUCAAAUUACUUGAGGCUUGCGGGAAUCAAUCAGCUAAAGCUUGGUUUAUUGUGGCGAACUCACUGAUGCGCACAGCUCACUGCAUCUCAAACUCGCAAGAGUACUUCUGGAUACCUGCAUCUCUCAACCCUCCCCAACCUGGCCGACGGACACCACCUACGGAUGUUAAAAGUGCCCACGGGAUUUUAAGGAACUCCGUUUACUAUUUGUCGCUGGCCUUGCCGCAUGAGCUACGAUAUAGGGGGCAAUGUCUCUUUAGCAAUGUCGCCACGGCUUCCAAAUCUACGAAGCAGCGCGACUCAGACAUAUACAGUAUACAUGUCAUGGUAGCCUUGACAGGGUUCAUGUUGGAUCAUCGUAACAUGUUUGGAAGCGUGUCUGGAAUGAGCGAACCUGUGUCAUCACCACCACAACCACAUCGUUCCUGCACGUCCUGUAAAAAUCACGAUCUCCAUAUGCACGACAGAAUUCAGACGCAGAGUCUCUCCAUGGCAGAGGCGAUACUAUCAUUGGUGCGCAAUAGUGCUCCGGAUCAUGUUCAGCAUGUGAAUCCAUUUCUUGCUAGUACCAUCUGGCUCGCUGCAGCUGUAUUUCUUGUUUACUAUUAUCUCGGAAUCUCCAAAGAGGCUCCUCAAGAAAAAGCGCUUGUCGAUUCCAACAUUGCGCUUUUGAAAGCGGUAUUUCGUCAGUUUGUGGAGUGGUGGGAUAUGUCUGAUAUUCUGGAAACCAAGCUUACCGAGCUUGAAUCUGAGCUUGUACGCGUGCGGGAGGCUCCGGGAUCGCUCAUAGAGAGGAGCGAUGAGCCGCAGUCUCUCGAUAAGGCACAACCGGCGUCCUCAUCAAAUCCAGUCAGCACAGAUUCAGAGGGGUUGCUUCCUCCCUGUGCAGACUAUCAGCCACCACUUCCAGGAGCGUCGAUGGUGGAUGGUACUGGCUACACAGCAACAUCGGGGUUCCGACCUGAUAAUGUAGGCCCACUCUUCAUUGGCGAAUGUACGAAUUUGAUGGGGGACAGAGUCUCUGGAAUGUCAAAUCUCUUUGACAAUGCUUUCGAUUACGACCUAGAAUUGCAAGAUUUCCUGGAUGGCAUGCUUGCCACCUUCAGAGGCCCAGAACUAUGGAAAUCAGGUGCAGAUGCAAUGUCAUAA